UUUAUUUAUUUAUUUAUUUAAGAAAAAAAAAACUCUCAUCUAACAUCACUCAGCUGCCCGUGCCUGUUCUCCCAAAUACCCAAAUAGCUUUCUUUUCUCUCUAGAACAAAUCUCCUCAAUUCGGUGGAUUGAAGCACGAGUGAGAUCUGCUCUUAAGGGUUUCUUUCAGUCUCGAUUUCUUCCUGGAGAGUCGACCAGAGACUUUACUUUACGGAUUCUUCUUGGCAUUUUUACCUCUAUUUUCAAGUCAAGCUCCUGUCUUAUUUGAAUUGAUAGAGAACAGGGGUAGAUGAAUAGAUGGAUUGACUGAGGAAAACAGUCAGUUAAUUAGAGGAUUUUUGUUGCCUUGGUGGCAAUGAUUUACACUGCAAUUGAUAACUUCUACCUAACUGACGAGCAGUUACAGAACUCACCAUCUAGGAAAGAUGGAAUUGAUGAAGCCACUGAAACUACCCUCAGAAUCUAUGGCUGUGAUCUGAUCCAAGAAAGCGGAAUUUUACUCAAAUUACCUCAAGCUGUGAUGGCCACUGGUCAAGUUCUAUUCCAUCGUUUCUAUUGCAAGAAGUCAUUUGCCCGAUUUGAUGUCAAGAAAGUUGCGGCUAGUUGUGUGUGGCUUGCAUCUAAACUAGAGGAAAGCCCUCGGAAGUCGAGGCAAGUCAUUAUUGUUUUUCAUAGAAUGGAAUGCAGGAGAGAGAAUUUACCUAUAGAAUUUUUGGACCUAAAUUCAAAGAAAUUUGCAGAGUUGAAGGUAGAACUGAGCAGAACAGAAAGACACAUAUUAAAAGAGAUGGGUUUUGUUUGUCAUGUUGAGCAUCCCCACAAAUUCAUUUCAAACUACCUUGCCACCCUCGAAACACCUCCAGAAUUGAGACAAGAAGCUUGGAAUCUUACAAAUGAUAGUUUGCGUACAACCUUGUGUGUUCGUUUCAAGAGUGAGGUUGUGGCUUGUGGGGUUGUAUAUGCUGCUGUGCGUAGGUUCCAGGUACCCCUUCCUGAGAAUCCACCAUGGUGGAAGGCAUUUGAUGCGGAUAAAUCUGGGAUUGAUGAAGUUUGUAGAGUUCUGGCUCACUUGUACAGCCUUCCCAAGGCAAAGUACAUAUCAGUCUGCAAGGAUGGAGAUUUUUCUUUUUCUAGCAAGUCCUCAGAUUCACAACUGCAAUCAGUUCCAAAGGAAGUUCUGCAGGGUGGCUCACCAGCUAAUGAUGUUGUUGCCCCUAAGGCAGCCUCAACUGUUGUUAGUGUUGAAUCUGGCGGUUCAAAGGGUGCAAUAAAAGCAGCUCUAGACAAGCUGAAGGAAUCUAAGAAGAGUGAUGAUGAGUCCAAGUCUGCAAAUGGGGAGGCAAGAGAUGAGCCCAUUCCAAGGUCCAAGUCUGAGCACAGAGCAGAGGCAAGUGGGGACCGGAGCAAGGACAGGGACAGGGACAGGGACAGGGAGAGAGAGAGGGAUAGAAUAAAGGCCCAGGAUCGUGAGAGGAGCAGAGAUUCUGAUAGGGAAAGAGAGCGAGAGGAGGCUGAGAGGGACAGAGAUAAAUCCAAGGAUCGAAGUCAUCGUUCAAAGGAUAGAGGAAAAGAUUCAGGACAUCUAGAGAAAUCAAGAUAUCUUUCAUCACGUGAUCGUGACUAUCACAGCUCUUCUUAUUCGUCGAGGGAUAAGGAUCGUCACAGACACCAUUCAUAUGCUUAAAACUCUCGUUGAGAAUGGUAUAGACAAAGAAGAUAAUGGAGCAUGGAGGAAAUACCUCCAGUGUAGAUGAGUGGUUGAUAUCUUAGAUGGAACACACAGGUAUUGCCUAUAAGAGUUAAAAAGUAUUGGUAUUAUCUUGUGCACUAACAUUGGUUUUAUGCAGGAUUUUUUUUUUUUUUUUUUCCCUUCCAGUGAGAUUCUUGGCUGCAAAAUCAAGGAGGUAAGGACUUGUUGUCUCUCCUAUAAAUUUAAUCUCUUUGUUCAAAAAAUUUACCCUAGAUUUCCUGUUUCGUUAUUGUCUGCUCCAAAACUAACAUAACUGUUCUGCUAUUUUAAGGUUGAGGUUGUUGAA
Molecule: messenger RNA, 2036 nt
Organism: Hevea brasiliensis (rubber tree)
Lineage: Eukaryota; Viridiplantae; Streptophyta; Magnoliopsida; Malpighiales; Euphorbiaceae
Product: cyclin-L1-1-like
Exons: 12
Coding region: 356-1684 (442 amino acids)
Biological process (GO): regulation of transcription by RNA polymerase II
Cellular component (GO): nucleus
Molecular function (GO): cyclin-dependent protein serine/threonine kinase regulator activity
Source: RefSeq, a predicted model, not a curated record